Frankliniella occidentalis (western flower thrips) is the source of this 1919-nucleotide messenger RNA. RefSeq names its product probable cytochrome P450 12c1, mitochondrial. Gene Ontology annotation, cellular component: mitochondrion. Gene Ontology annotation, molecular function: iron ion binding; oxidoreductase activity, acting on paired donors, with incorporation or reduction of molecular oxygen; monooxygenase activity. Bases 21 to 749 code for a protein of 242 amino acids. The record is from RefSeq and is a predicted model, not a curated record. The transcript has 4 exons. NCBI's taxonomy places the organism in Eukaryota, Metazoa, Arthropoda, Insecta, Thysanoptera, Thripidae.
ACGUUCCCGAUGACUCCAGGAUGGCGACGAGGCACGUGAACGAGGUGGUGGACCGGCUCUCCAAACUGUCCGAGGAGGAGAUCGCCUCGCGCCAGUUCAGCGUCCUGGAGCGGCUGCUCGUCAACAGCCACGACUCGGACAAGGGCGUAGCGUUCGCGCUGGACAUGAUGCUGGCCGGCAUAGACACGACUGCGCACCAGACGUCUUCGUUGCUGUACUUCCUGGCCACCCACCCGGAGCAGCAAAGGGCGCUGCAGGCCGAGCUGGACCGCGAGUGGGAGGCGGGGCAGCCUCUGACGGCCAGCGUGCUCGAGAAGCUCAAGUACCUGCGCGCCUGUAUCAAGGAGGCCAUGCGCCUGCAGGCCGUCGUCACCGGCAUCCUGCGCACUGCCAACCAGGACGUUGUCCUCAACGGCUACCUCAUCCCCAAAGGAACCCACACCAUCGUGUGCACCAAGACGAUGUGCAGGGACGAGAGGCUGGUGCCCCGGGCUUCCGAGUACCUCCCCGAGCGCUGGCUGCCCGGCCAGGAGCAGCUCAAGCCCAGACACGCCUUCGUCAACAUCCCGUUCGGCUUCGGCCCCCGCAUGUGCGCGGGCAAGAGGUUCGCCGAUCUGGAGAUGGAGGUGUUGUGCGCCAGGCUGUUCCGCUCCCACAACCUGGAGUGGCACCACCCGGAACCACAGGUGGAGCAGAAACUCUUCGUCCAGUACUCCAGCCCGCUCAAGAUCACCAUGAAGGAGCGGUAGUCUCCAUCCAAAGCUCGUCGGAGAGGGUCGAGCGCGAUCACAUUGUGAUAAUGGAUGCCAACUAGGGUGACCUAGCCCAGCCUCACCCCUUUGCGUCCGGCUGCUGUGCACUGUGGCCUUAAAUGUGCCGAACAGAACAUUAGGUGAGCAGCAACGUGUUCACUGGUGUUCUUUGGUUACUGACAAAGCAAAGUAUUUUUAGUUUUAAGUGGAACGGAGGAGCUUGGGCCUUUGUAAAACGUAAUAAGCACCACUACGUAUUUAAUAUGACUGCCAUAGAUUUUUAAUGGUACUCUUUUAGCCUGAGUGCACCCUGCGAAUCCCCAGUUGUUGCCUAGCCGCCAGCAUUCGGGCACCCUGCCUACUCGGCCCGCGGUUGGGUCCAAGAGGUACAGGCGGCCGCGGCUACCAGCUGAGCGACCGUCUAGAAAUAGAGGCACGGGCCUUCUGUCUGCAAGUCCGCGAAGGCGAGGGAGGGGAGAAGGGCUGGCAGCUUGUUGCGCCCCAAGACAGAACUGAGAAAGAAUUUGGAGGCGAAACGUGAGACUCGCGAGAAGACGCCCUAGGAGGAUCGACCCACCCCCCCCCCUGCUCGGACGCGGGCUGGUUGUUAAAUUUUUCCAUUGGUUUAAAUGAUUGAGGGUAGACAAAAACACUCGAAUAACAACGUCUAAAUUUAUUUAAAAGAACAAAAAUAUGUCACAUAAGAAUGCUAUACAUUGAAAAAUACAAAACAGUCAAAAAAAUAUCCAUUAGAAACCAUUUUUUAGGAUGGUUAAGGGUUGGACGAAAAGGUCAUAAUUCUGGAAAAAUAAACAUAGUCCUGGAAUAUAGGGAGGGGUCAAUUGUUCUAGAGUCUACAAAUAACAGACAACAAAUAAAAGUUCGCAUCUCUAGCAAAUAAAUCACUGGUGAAAAUGCUAAAAGCAGACUUAAUUCCUAUGCGAAACAUUGCACAUAUUUAACGCGGCCGACUAGGUUGUCUACAGUUUACAGGCAGUAAUACUUUAAAUUUGCUACGAGGUCAUCCAGAAUCAGAAUUAUCACUAAUACAAAUUGACGAUCGAAAGUCGUGACUAAAAUUUUAAGCAAACUGGGCUCGUACGGAUUUCAUCAGUAAAGCUAAUGUAGCUUCAUAAAAUCUUACAAAUAUACCAUUCAAACCAAAAU